AUGGGUGACUCGCUCAACAUUCAGAAUAUGCUCGAGACUGGCUACUUUACCACGUCCAGAGCUCGCAGCACUGGCCCGUUAGUACUAGCCCUGGUGCAACUCCAGCUCGCGCAAGCUCGAUCCAAACAACUGACCAUGCUGACCUAUCAAUAUAGCUCCGCCUCCUCUUCCUCUUCUCGACCCCCUCCGCUCUCACAUUCUGCGCCCUCAGAACCGGUCCCGCCACCGGUCCCUGCCCAUGGCCGAGUUCCAAGAACUGUAUACCUUGCGCCUGCGCCGGAGCCUCGAAGGAAGCGGCCACCACCACCCACAGUUGAAGACGAGAUUGAAUCUCUUGCUAGGGAACAUGGUUCACCUGCUGCGACCUUCGUAUCUGAAGAAGAGCCGCAGUCCAGAGGCAAAGUCAACCAAGACAGUUUGAUGGAGGAUGUUCCUGAACAUAUCUCUGAGAGAAGAUUCGUCCUCGUUCCAGAUUCGGCUAAGAAAUCGACACCCCUUGCAAAAGAUACGCCCAAGACAGAACGGCAACACGAUGUGCACACCCCAAGGGACCGUAGUUCAGCUCGGAGAUCCCCAAGACCAGAAGACGACCGCGGACCACGAAGAGAUGCGACUGGCAGAUCACGUUAUGGUCCGGACCGUCGAAAGAGCCAGCAGGAACUGCCGACCAUUGAUACCGAGCUGGACGAUCGUCGUCAGCCUGAGCACCACCGAACUAGAUCGGCAGCCACUGGCCCUCGGCCGGACUAUUUCGAGCCUCGUCAAUCGCGCCCCUACGGUGACCAGCUAUUAUCUCCGGAUAUCAUCCAAAGCGGACCCAAGGGUCGCGAAAAGAGGUAUCGUGGCAUGAGCCAGUCCUCGGGAGGAUACCACGGGCGCUCACCGUCGAGUUCAAGUCAUCAGUUUGAAACCAGUCGCGACUCGGACCGUGAUUACUACGGAAAAGAACGAGCAUCUUCGUCGGCAAGACGCUCUAAUACCGACCUGGAGAGUAGCCGACCUAGGAGGAGAAUGACCAAUGACGUUGAUCCUCGGUAUCGUGACGAGUAUUUGUAUCUUAGAGGUGAUAAACGAGAUGCUUCGUAUGAACGAUCCGAUCGUCCCAAGGUCAAGCUCUCCCCGCGUUCGUCUCGGGAUCCUAGCCGCUCCGGAGAUGAAUACUCUCGAAGUCCUCGCGGCUCUGGCUAUCUGUCAUCGAAGCCAGUGAUUGUUCAAGAUGAAAAGCCGUCGGCUCGACGGGAUAGGAGGGACAAUGGUUCUGAGCACAUUCGAGCUUCCUCUCGAACUAGUACCUUCCCUCUGAUGGCAGGAGCGGCAGCGACAGCGGCAGCUACGACAGCUGCAAAUGGACAGAUGGCGCGUGACGACUUAAGAGACGUGCCAAGAGAGCCGCUCGCAAAGUCACCUCGCAUGACGGCACAGAUACCGAAGGAAUCUAAUACUCAGCUCCCAUAUCCAGACGACGAUUUUCCUCCUGGGGUUGGUCUUGGCAUACAAGGGAGAACUGCAGAAGGCAAACAGCCAAAAGUCGCUGACUUGGGUGCCGUGUCGAUGCCAGAACCCUCGCCAACAGUUUCCACUAAUCCAGGACGCUUUUUCGACUCGAGUAGUGAAGUACCAGCAACACCAUCGACGACGGCCGCAACUCCACAGAACUGGCAACCGCCAGCCUUUGACCCUGAAAAAGAUGGUGUUCAACUCGAGCGACCAAUUGGCACUUACAGACGAUAUUCUGAAAACCAUCCCAAAGAUGUAUCUGAUAGUUUACCAGAGUGUCCCCGUCAGAAGCCUGUUGCGGGCAAGGUAGAUUGGCUCACCCUCCCGCACACCAACUUCAACAUAUGUCCGACCUGCUACGACUCAGUUUUCUCUUCAACUGAAUAUCGCACCUUUUUUAAACCAAUGCUUCGACCAUCAGAUGAGCCAAUUUCCUGCGACUUUGGUGUCUCUCCAUGGUAUAGGAUAGCGUGGUUGCUGACUGUCAAGGACAAGAUUCCUGACCUGCGGCUGCUACAGCAGAUUGCCACCAUUGGUGCCACAUCCAAACGGGAGCCAUGUCCGGGUGACCAAAAAGCUACUCGGACCUGGCUCACCGUCAAGGAUCCCCAUACUCGACAACCGGUGACCGACUUUGCUGUUUGUUAUCAAUGCGCCAGAUCAGUGGAGUUGCUGCUACCAAAUUUGACUGGUGUCUUCGUACCAAUUGAUGCGAGGGCAAGCCAAGAUGUCUGUGCUCUGCACUUUACGCCGGAGCGACAAGAGUUUGUUUUGUUCUUUGAUGCGCUCGAAACUACUUCUGAUAAAGCUCUUGCGGCGAAGCAACCGCCCAACGUGGAUGAUCUCGCGCGUGAACUGUGGCACUUGUCUGUCGGCUCCAAGUGCCGGGAGGACAGUCCAGUGAUAGACGGAUACUGGCAUACGAUGCAGUUUUUGCCCCAGUUUACGGUGUGCAGCAACUGCUUCGGCAACGUGGUUAAACCGAAACUCGGAGACGGAAAUGUCAUUGCACGGAACUUUUACAUGAAGGCGCAAAGGCUACCAACGGCUACAUGCCAGCUCUACUCAACUAGAAUGAGGGAGAUUUUCAAACGAUCCUGCCGAAGGAAUGAUCCUAAAUACCUAGAAGAAAAGGUGGUUCAAAGACGACGUAUAGAGAAAGAUAUCUAUGAGAAAUUGGUCAAGCUAGACAGAGCAAAUGUGAGCACUUCAUGGAAGGAAGAACAGGUGGAGAAGCUCGUUGAAGAAUGGAAGAGAUGGGAGUAG
Molecule: messenger RNA, 2763 nt
Organism: Pochonia chlamydosporia 170
Lineage: Eukaryota; Fungi; Ascomycota; Sordariomycetes; Hypocreales; Clavicipitaceae
Product: proteinrelated to ser/arg-related nuclear matrix protein
Exons: 1
Coding region: 1-2763 (920 amino acids)
Source: RefSeq, a predicted model, not a curated record